AUGGCUGGCAUAAAAUUCAGCCUGUAUACAUGGACCGAUCCAAAGGCUCCAGCAUCUCCUGUUGCCGAUCCCAAGUAUCUUAAACCUCUCCAAAGCGCGGCAGCAAAGGUUCUCCCAGUCUAUGCAGACCUCAUGCAAACCAAGGUCAAGACAGUCAGAGUCUAUCUCACAGAAGAAGAUGGUACCAGGCGUGGAGCGACUGAUUAUCAUGAAUCGAACCCAACCAUUUGCAGCGUUCGAGUCAUUGGCUCUGGAGACGGACCGUCAAGCGACAUCGAAUCAGUUCAGCAAGCCCUAGCUCACGAGUUGUAUCAUUGCGUCCAAAGAACUUUCGAUAUGGAAAAGCCGGUCCAAGACGACUCACUUCCAAACAACUGGUGGUUCGAAGGGUCUGCAGAGUACUUUGGCAAUUUCUUCUUCCCGGACACGAAACCAGACCACAUGCAGAAAUAUGAUCCAGCGUCACCACUCUACAACCAAAAGCAUGACUUCGGCUAUCCAGGCAGUCUCUUCUUUCAGCACCUCUCCAACAUCUUCACCUCGAACAAGGAAAUCCAUGACUGGGUUGUUUCGCGCAGGGGCACGAUCAGUAGUACACUUCAGAACGAGCGGCAGUGGCUUUCUUCAGACUCCUUCAUUACCAAGCCGUUCCCCAGCUUUGCGACGGCGUUCAAGGAUGAUCUGAUCUUGUACAGCGAUGGUGAACCGGUCCCUCGUGACUUCAAAGUAAAUUUGCAUACAGCGGCAUCCACUCUUUCAGAUGAGCCGGGCGUCUACGACGCCGAGACCUAUACAUGUCCUUGGACCAUUUGGGAAACACUGGACGUCGCGCUCCCUGAAAAACGGGACAUCUCUUUCAAGUAUACAGUGCCCAGCGGACAGGGCUCGAACGUGGUCCUGCAGUACUCCAAAGACGGGGAGAAGUCGUGGAAAACCGCCGGCAAAGGAGCAACUGUCAAAGUCGACUGUGGCAGCAAGAAGUACACCUUCCUCGCAACCUCGACCGGGAACGGCGAUGUCAAGACCCCCGUUCCUGUGACAAUCGAGUUCACGGUCAAGAAGAAGAAGAAGGGCUCCAAUAAGCAUAAAGCGAAACGUGAUGAGACUGACGGCGAUCCGUCUCCGAAUGAAGGCCUGGAAUACAAUCCCCGACGGCUCCGAGCGGCUGACACACCGCCCCGUGAGAUCAUUGUCGUAUCUCUCGACGACGACGAUGGAGAUGACGAUGACGAUGACGAUGACGAAGGCGACAGCUGUUCGACUGACAAGUGCAUUGUCGGGGACUGGAAUCUCGAUGUCCCGAGCAUGCAAGCCUUUCUCUCGGAACAACUGUCGGCCUCGGACGUGGCGAUCUCCAACGUCGCCGUGACGGGCUCCUCGAGUUUUAGUGUUAAGAAGGAUCUCUCGAGCGCCAUGACCUUCAAAGGCCUUGACAUUGCCUACGACGGCAGCGCCAGCGGGUACGGCUUCCACACACUCAUCGACAUCACCGGCUCAGUGGACGGGACCUUGAAGCUCGGGAAGACCGCCGCUGGCGGCGACAGCUUCACGUGGACCAACGUAAAGUCGCAGGGUCUGGCCAAGACGACGACGACGAUCGCAGGCUUCGACGAUCCGACCGAACUCGACAUCUCACUGGAUCAGCAGUACGGCUCGGACACACAGGUCCACUAUACCUGUACCGACAAAACGUUGCAAAUGUCCGGCUACGUGGACUCGAAGUUUACGUGGGCGUAUACGUGGACGAGGGAGACUGUGGAGUAA
Molecule: messenger RNA, 1764 nt
Organism: Fonsecaea pedrosoi CBS 271.37
Lineage: Eukaryota; Fungi; Ascomycota; Eurotiomycetes; Chaetothyriales; Herpotrichiellaceae
Exons: 1
Coding region: 1-1764 (587 amino acids)
Source: RefSeq, a predicted model, not a curated record